This is a messenger RNA of Protobothrops mucrosquamatus (brown spotted pit viper), 1192 nucleotides long. RefSeq names its product monoglyceride lipase-like. Lineage: Eukaryota; Metazoa; Chordata; Lepidosauria; Squamata; Viperidae. Gene Ontology annotation, molecular function: lipase activity. Gene Ontology annotation, cellular component: membrane. The record is from RefSeq and is a predicted model, not a curated record. The transcript has 6 exons. Bases 1 to 783 code for a protein of 260 amino acids.
AUGAAUAAGAUCUGGAAAAGCAGAAAUAUUGAUAAAUACAAAAAGCAGGCUAGUCUUCCUUAUGUAUGGACACUAAGAAUGGCUGAUCGAAGAAUUGGCCAUGGGCAAAGUGAAGGAGACCGUAUGGUUGUGUCCGACUUUCACGUGUUUGUCAGAGACAGCUUGCAGCACAUAGAUCUUAUGAAGAAGGAUCAUCCAGGUGUUCCUAUGUUCCUUCUGGGGCACUCCAUGGGAGGAGCCAUUGCCAUCCUCACCGCGUGUGAAAGACCAAAUGACUUUUCAGGCAUGGUAUUAAUUUCUCCUUUAGUAGUUGCAAGCCCUGAUGUAGCGACACCGAUCAAGGUAUUUGCAGCUAAAAUACUUAACUUUGUCCUGCCAAACUUGUCUCUGGGAUCUAUUGACCCAAAUGUCAUUUCCCGGAAUAAGAAAGAGGUUGAAACUUACCGUUCAGACCCUCUGGUCUGUCAUGGUGGCAUGAAAGUCUCCUUUGUCAUUCAGCUGCUGAAUGCUAUUGCCAAAAUAGAGCGCUCUCUCCCUAAACUGUUUCUCCCCAUCUUGGUGCUCCAUGGUUCACCGGACAAACUCUGCGACAUCCGAGGGUCUUACUUGUUGAUGGAUACUGCCCCAAGUCAGGAUAAAACAUUCAAGGUAUAUGACGAAGCCUUCCAUGCUCUCCACAAAGAGCUUCCUGAUGUGACUACUUCUGUUUUUAAAGAAAUAGAAACAUGGAUUGGCCAGAAAGCAGCUGAGGAAGCCCACCAAUCUAAGCAAAAGCCACUCUGAAACCCUGUGUCUGGUGGUUGGGGUAUACUGGGAAGGGUUCUUUUUGUUUUAACAGCCUCUCUUUGAGGGGAAAGGUCUUAUAGGGGCUCCUGAAUUAACUUAUUUUUUACAAGAAAUUGCUGUGUUACCUGGCGUGGGAUGGGAGGAGAAUGCCAUGCUCCAUUUAAAGCAGUUAUUCCACAGAGGAAAGAACUAGCAAGGACAUUAGUGUGGACUUUACAGCUGGGAGUGCCAUUGUAUUAAAGGACUUUGUCCAGUCUUUCGCCAAACCUAGUUUUUUGGUUUUCCCAAGGAGUUCCUGAGGUGCUGAGGUAAUUUUUUAUAUUGCAAUAAUUUUUGGAAUGUUUCAAAGUUUGGCAUCUUCCACAGCAUUCUAUUUUUACUCUUGCCAGAUUUUAAUUCUUCCCUC